GGGAGUUUUCAGAACUCGAAACUGUUUAUGGAGUUCUAUUUUACGAUUUACUCAUUUUCUACGUCAUUUAUCGCCCUAGAUACUGUAACUACCAAAGCAUUAGAACAUUUUGAUGGUCUUUUACGUCGAUUGGUGUAGUUGGAUACUCUCUCAUCUUUGAUUAUGACUUUGAUCCACGUUGACAAAAAUAAUGGCGUUCGAUUGAUCAAGUCAUCUUUCCGAUUCUCAUCUUUAUUCAACGCUUCUGGGCUUAAAUUAUUUUCGAUCUCUGCGUGUCAGAAACAAAAAGAUGCUUUAUCGAACGAACAAAAAGUUCGUCGCAAUCUUCAGCGAAAAACAGAAGACUUAAAUGAUAAUCCGAACUGUUAUGGCGAAGCGGUGAAAUCGUCACCCGUUGGCACCAGUUGGCUGAGAAAAUCCUCACCUCAGACGUCGUUCAUAAGAAAUAACGAAUUAUGGUUCGACCUUGAAACAAUAGAUAGACUACCACGUCGUGAACUACAAAAGCUAUGCACUAAAUUUGGUAUUCGUGCUGUGAGCAAGACGGCAAAGCUUGUAGAAGACUUAAGAAAUUUUCACCAGGAAAAUCUAGCAAAUCCUUCAUCCAUUCUCCACUGUCCGUUCAUUCCUGGGACAGGUUUUCCUCUGAAAUCUCAAUUUGAGAAAAAUUACUUUAAUUCUUUGAAAGAAGUUGAUAAAAUUUCAGGUUUGUUUGCAUCGUUAGAUGUUUCGUCAACAAGUUUCAGACGGGAUGAAGAGCUUCAAAGAUUAUGCCGAUCUAUUGGAGCUAGGAGCACAAGUUCAAGGACGACAGCCAAUUCAUUGGAUUCUUUGAAGUCCAAUUUAGGGGAGCAAGACAAGUCAUUCAGAAUGCUAGCGGAUACUUGUGAUUCCAAAGAAAUAUUUCUACAAAGCAAACCAAGUGUCUCUAAAGUUUUGAAUUUUGGGAACAACAAAAAUAAAGCCUUUAUGAUUAGUCACUGGAGAAAAAAGAAAAUUGAAGAAAUGGGAGAUGAAGCUUUUAAGAAAUAUCAAUCAGAUGCCACCAAAAAGGGAAGACUUUUUCAUUCUUAUGUGAAAGAUUUUUUGUCUGGUAAGAACACCAAUGUGGAAGGAGUCGAAGGAUGUAUCAAGAGCAUCUCUGGUGUAUUGAAUAAUAUCAGUUCUGUAAUUGCAACUGAAAAAAGAGUGUCACAUUACUAUCUUGGGUAUUGUGGAAUCCUUGACACCUUAGCUCUUUACAGAGGAGUCCCUUGUUUGAUUGAAUGGAAGACUUCUGAGAAGCCUAAGGAAUCUUUAUCAGAUUGCCACGACUUUCCUACUCAGGUUGCAGCAUAUGCCGGUGCUAUAAACUCCAGUCCGUACUUUAGUGUACCCAUAACUACUGGGUUAAUUGUCGUUGCUUAUCAUGACGGCACUCCUGCACAUGUUCACAAGAUGGACAUGAAAACAUGUGACUACUAUUGGCAACAGUGGCUGGUUCAAGUCUAUAAAUACAAACAGAUGGACAAGGAAAAUGAUAAAUCUUGAAGCAGAAUAAAUAGUUUACUAGAAUAAAAAAUUAAUUUCUAUAAA
Actinia tenebrosa (Australian red waratah sea anemone) is the source of this 1575-nucleotide messenger RNA. RefSeq lists its product as uncharacterized. Gene Ontology annotation, molecular function: single-stranded DNA exodeoxyribonuclease activity. Lineage: Eukaryota; Metazoa; Cnidaria; Anthozoa; Actiniaria; Actiniidae. Gene Ontology annotation, cellular component: mitochondrion. The record is from RefSeq and is a predicted model, not a curated record. Gene Ontology annotation, biological process: mitochondrial DNA replication.